Messenger RNA from Malus domestica (apple), 766 nucleotides. Lineage: Eukaryota; Viridiplantae; Streptophyta; Magnoliopsida; Rosales; Rosaceae. The record is from RefSeq and is a predicted model, not a curated record.
GGGGUCCUUAACUUGUAGGUGCAUGCGUGCCUCCCUCCGAGUCCGAGUACUGCACAGAUUUUUGCCACCCUAUCUCUUCACUGGUUCAGCAGCUUAGCUUAUUGCGACACACCUCUCCCUCUCCUUCUCCUUCACUUCUUAUCCUUCCAGUAUAUCGACCACAAAUAUUUCAUCUCUCAUUCAAAGGGAAAAGGAAAAAGAUGGCCAAAUCCACAAGACUUGAACUACUCUUACCAUUCUUCACAACACUUUUACUCUUUGCAGCUUAUGUUGUACAAGGGUCCAGAACUCAAGUAGCAGAACUUCCACACAAUCAAAGGGUCAAUGAUUUCUCUACAUCACAAGAAGAAAAAUCAAAUCAGAGAAGCAAGGAAAGGAUGAAUUAUGCAAGGAGACUGAUGAUUGGAUCCACAGCACCAACAUGCACUUACAACGAAUGCAGAGGGUGCAAGUACAAGUGCAGAGCUGAGCAAGUCCCUGUGGAGGGAAAUGACCCCAUCCAUAGUGCAUACCACUACAGAUGUGUUUGUCAUAGGUAAAAUAUUAGUACUUCACAUUUGUGGGUUUGAGAGAUGAGUUGGGACUUUGUUUCAAAGUAGAUUCAAUCGUCCAUCAGAAUCCAAAAUUUCCAACCUUUCAAGGAAAAAACAAAAGUCCCAUUUUUGCUGGUGUAGCAGAAUUAAGUUCAAUGGGGUUGUCCUAAAUUGGCUGUUGUUAUCUACUCUGGAUUUUUUUAAUGAAGGAAAGUGCAUCAAUUUUUGGUUUA